Molecule: messenger RNA, 3414 nt
Organism: Hibiscus syriacus
Lineage: Eukaryota; Viridiplantae; Streptophyta; Magnoliopsida; Malvales; Malvaceae
Exons: 8
Coding region: 1-3414 (1137 amino acids)
Source: RefSeq, a predicted model, not a curated record
AUGGAGCCCUUGUCUUCCGAGCUCAAUUGGAGAAAGCUUUUUCGAGGAACGAAAGAGCAAUCCCUAGAGUAUUUUUCGCCUGAAUUGUUGGAGGGUAUUUCUAUUGUAAAGCCUCCUGUUGCUGUAAUUGAAGAGGGAAUCGCUGAAUGGGGAUGUGCUGUGGUUGGGCAAUUCAUUGGAGACGCUCCCAAUUUUGGCUCCAUAGACUGGGUGCUUGAGAAUGGCCCUUGGCAAAUUCAAAACAAGCAUCUCGUGUUAAGGAAAUGGGAACCGAACUUAAGGAAACUUGAUUUUGAUCUUAAACGCAUGCCUGUCUGGGUUCAUCUAUAUAAUGUUCCCUUAGAGCUUUUUUCUCGAGUUGGUCUCAGUUAUAUAGCAAGUGCUGUGGGUAAUCCAUUGUAUAUGGAUUCUGUUACUGCUUCAAAGGAUAGGCUCGAAUUCGCCAAAGUUUGUGUCGAGGUUGAAGCUGGGGCAGUGAUCCCUGAGGUGAUCCAUAUAGUCUUAAGGGAUGGCUCUUUUGCAAAAAUUAGGGUGUAUGCUCCUUGGUUUCCUAAGAUUUGUUUACAGUGUAAUACUUUUGGCCGUUUAGCAAGUAGUUGUGCUGAAGUACUAAAAGGCCCUUCGAAAACUAAGGAAACUAAAGAAACUCAUUUUUGGAGAAAGAAGGUGAAUUCAAGUGCUCCUGCUAAUGCUGGUAAAGAGAGGUUGGUUAGCACUUCUAGUUUGCCUUUGGCUCCCUCUACUUUUGCUACACAGAAGACUCAACCAAAUAGUGAGAUGCAGAGGGCUACCAGUUUGCAACUAGGUGUUAUUGAGGAAGUUUCUGUUCUUGCUCUUCAACUUACUGCUACCACUCUACAGGUGGAAAAGAAAACGAUAGAUAAUCCUGGGAAAGAUGAUCAGGUUAAGCUGUUGCCUGAUCUUGCUUCUCAAGGUAGUAAACUUGAGGUAAAGGAAAAUGUUGUUUCUCAAUCUCUUGGGAAUAUUGUUAUUACUAACCCUGUUAAGGAAGUUUCUGGUAGUGGUGAUCUGAUUAAUGCUGCUGGAGAUAAAAUCAUCCCUAAAGCUACAAAUUGUGAUGAAGAUUUUCCAUCUCUACAGGAUUCCUUAAAUCAAAAGAAGAAGGCUAGGGGAAAAAAGAAGGAUAAUAUUGGUUCUUCUAGCAAAUUGGAGUCUCUUGCUGGAGGAGGUGUUCUUGAUGGGCCAAGGAAGACCAGGACAACUUCCUUUGGAGUUGCUAUGCUUCUUAAUGAAAUCAAGACAAAAAGAAAGAGCAUUUGGAUAAAGCUAAGGAUGAGACUUUGGGUGUUGUGGAGGAAAGGACUGUCAUUUUCUUUCUUAAGAGGCUGUGAUCAGGCCUUUACCAUUGCUGGAGAUGUAACUGGUCAUAGCAUGGUUAUUACUGAUGUAGAGGACUUCAAUGUAGUUGCCAAUGCACAAGAAAGUUUAGAUUUUGACACUUUGGGGGUGCAUAGCAGUUCUAACAUGGAUGAUGUAAAAGGAUGCUUGGUGGAUUUGGAGUUACAGGAUCACCCUUUUUCAGGCCCCUUAUUCACCUGGUCAAAUAAGCAAGAAAACUCUUAUUUGGCUCAAAAGCUGGAUAGAAUUCUUAUAAAUUCUCAAUGGUUGCUGGAUUUCCCUGAUUCAUUUGUGGAGUUCCAAGCUCAGGGAGUCUCUGAUCACACCCCUGGCAUAGUUUGGUCUCAAAGGAGUGCCCAAUGUGCUGGAAAUCCGAUGCAAAUUUUCUUUUGUAAGAUGAAAAGGAUAAAGCCUUUGUUAAGGGAAUUCAACAAGAGUUAUUUCUCUGACAUUUCUGGUAGAGUGACUGCUAAGAGAGUUGAACUGGAAUCUAUUCAAAUUCAUAAUCUUGGCCAUGUAGAUCAUAGAAGAGUGGCUGAAGAGAAAAUGGUUCAGGCAGAAUUAAUUGAAUUGGAAACUGCAGAAUCUGAGUUCUAUAGACAAAAAGCAAAAGCUCACUGGUUGAAGGAAGGUGACAUGAGUACUAAAUUUUUUCAUCAAAGAGUUGAGUCAAAUAAGAAAAGGAAUACUAUCAGAAUGAUCAAAGAUGAGAAUGGGGAGUUCCAUGAAUCUUUUGAUGGCAUGGCUUCUGAACUUGUUAAUUUUUUCAAGGGCCUCAUUGGCACACCCGACCCUUUAGUGAAGGGCUGUUAUGUGGAAUGGCUGAAAUCCCUGUUGGAUUACUCCUUGCCUGAUGGAGCUGAUGUAUUCCUUGUUGGUGAGAUCACAGAUAAGGAGAUUAAGGAAGCACUUUUUAGACAUGGAAAGGAUAAAAGCCAAGGGCCAAAUGGUUACACUUCUUGGUUUUUCAAGGUAGCAUGGGAGAUUGUUUGCAAAGAUUUUUUUGUAUGCUACAAGGAGAUUGUUAGGGGAUACUCUAGGAAAAACCUUUCUCCUAGAUGUUCUUUGAAAAUAGAUCUCCAAAAAGCUUUCGAUUCAGUUUGUUGGGAUUUCUUAUUGAAUGUUCUUGAAGCUUUGGGUUUGCCUGCCAUUUUUUGUGGAUGGAUAAAAGCAUGUGUGAGUACUCCUAGGUAUUCUAUUUCUUUAAGUUUGGUAGGGUAUUUUUUGGGAGCAAGAGGAGUGAGGCAAGGAGAUCCAUUGUCUCCUUACCUCUUUGUUAUUGUAAUGAAUGUGCUUUCAGUUCUACUGAAUGUUGCUGCAAGGGAUGGUGUAUUUAGGUUUCAUCCAAAGUGCAAGAAAAUUUGCCUUACCCACAUUUGUUUUGCUGAUGAUCUACUCCUGUUCUUCCAUGGGACUCUAGAUUCUGUUGUGGGGGUUAUUAGCAUUCUUGACAAGUUUUAUGAACUUUUUGGCUUAAGAUUAAAUGCUAUGAAAUCUGAGUUCUUUUCUUGUGGGGUGUCUGUGAAUAGUCUGCAGCAGAUUCGAUUAGCUACUGGCUUCAAAAUUAGCCAGCUACCUGGUAGUGAUAUUCCAGCAAAGGGGGCCAGAGUGAGUUGGAGUCAGAUUUGUUGUUUAAAAUCUGAAGGUGGUUUGGGCCUGAGGAAGUUAAUUGAUUGGAGCAAGGCUUGUUACCUUAUGCUUGUUAGGAAAAUCCUUGCUGAUGAUGGUUCCUUGUGGAUUGCAUGGAUCAAAGGUUAUUGCUUCAAAACUAUGGAUUAUUGGAAUGUUGGUUGCAAAACCCAUUUUAGCUGGAUUCUCAUAAAAUUGCUAAAGCUAAGGGAUGAAGCUAGGAGACUGUUCUGGCCUGCUAUCAAUUUGACACAGAUCAAAGGUGGUUGGAUUUGGGAUAGUGUUCAUGAUAGGAGGGACAAGGAAUCCCGUAAUCAUCUCUUCCUGGAAUUGUCUUAUGCAAAGAGGUUUGGGGUACUAUUUUGCGAGCUUGUGGACUCCAGCUUCAGGUGCUGCACUGCUAGAAUGACGCUUUGCGCUGGCUGA